AAAAGCGCAGUUUCCAGAAAACCCAAACAUUUCCCGGUUUUGAUGUUUCUCUCUCUAAUCAAACAGUGUUUGUCUCUUUCAUCACUCAAUCAUCCUCACUCUUUUUCCCCCUUUACUUUCAAACCUAAAAUUCAAUUCAAUUCCAUUCAAAUCAAAGCCCUAAUUUAAUUUCCCUUCAAUUUUUCAAUCAAACCCCCAAAACUAUAAUCCCUAAGAUUUUGGAGGGAAAAAUGGCGUCAUCUAAGGUGAUGCCUUCUACCUCCAAUUCUACAAAUUCGGAUCUCAAUUCUCAUCAUCAUCAUCACCAUUUUCAUCGAAAUCGUUCUUCUUCGCCUUCUCAAAUGAUCCCUGAUUUCACCAAUUCCGAUCUUCAACACCGGAUUAAUGAAGUUUAUGCUCCUGAUAAUCCGCCGGAAUCGGCGUUGCUUGAUGCUGAGAUUACGUUGAUUGAUGCGGCGGGUGCGAUUUCUGCGAUUGGUUCUACUGCGGAGGAGGCGGCGGUGGUAGGGCAGCAGCAGGGGAGUGAGCGGAAGACGGUGGAGGAGGUUUGGAGAGAUAUUGUAUCUGGGAAAAACGAGAGGAAGGAGUGUAAGGUUGAGGCAGUGGAUGAGAUGAUGACUUUGGAGGAUUUUCUGGCGAAAGCCGGGGCUGGGAUGGAGGAAGAAGAGGUUGCGGCCGUGGCGGGGGCGGGGGAGAUGGAGGAGGAGGAUGUUAAAGUUGGGGUUUCUGAGGAGAUGAAGAUGGGUAGUGGUGGGUUGUUUGAUUUUGAUCAUUCGUUGGUUCAGAGUUCUUAUUUGCCGGUGCAGCAGGCGGGGCCGAUGCCGGUUUCGAUUGGUGGUGUGAUGGCGUAUGGGAAUUGUGGUGUUGGUGUUGGAGGAGGUGGGAUGGAGGUUAUGGGAGGAGUGAGAGGGAAGAGAAGAGGUGGGCCAAUAAUGGAACCUUUGGAUAAGGCUGCUCAACAGAGGCAAAGGAGGAUGAUCAAGAAUAGGGAGUCUGCUGCCAGGUCUAGGGAGCGCAAGCAGGCUUAUCAAGUUGAAUUGGAAUCAUUGGCUAUGAAGUUGGAGGAGGAGAAUGAACAACUAUUGAGAGAAAAGGCAGAGCGGAAAAAUGAAAGGUUGAAGCAGCUCAUGGAAAAAGUAGUCCCAGUUGUGGAGAAGAAAAGGCCACCACGUGUUUUGAGGAGAGUUCGUUCAAUGCAGUGGUAGUCCCUUGGAAUGAAUGUUGUACUUUGUAUUCGAUUGGCGAGCAAUCUCAUCAAUGAAGUCUUGUUUGUGAGUGAGAGCAUUUCUUACAUCAAUUGCGAUGCACUGCUAUUCUCGACAUGUGGAUGGAUAGAAAAUCCCAGUGGAAUACAAGUCAUUGCUUGUUGAUGCACAAGUUUGCUUAGCUAGAUGCUCUCUCAAUACAAGCGCCCCUGGUUCAUGUGCAAGGGGAAACAUCUAACCUGACUGUUAGUAUUAGUAACUCCUAAUAGAAUAUAAGUGAGCAAAUAUAAUUUCGUUUGUGGUUGGCUGCUCUUAGCUGAAUCAUCUUAGUGUAGUUAGUAAAAGCAUCUGUAAAUUUUGGGUGGUAAUUAUGUGCAGAAGAUUCCAGUUAUUGCAAGUUUCGAAACAUCAGCAAUAAGAUUCAUGUUGUGUUCAAUUGGAAAUCAUAAAAUACCAUUAUUACGAA
Molecule: messenger RNA, 1671 nt
Organism: Chenopodium quinoa (quinoa)
Lineage: Eukaryota; Viridiplantae; Streptophyta; Magnoliopsida; Caryophyllales; Amaranthaceae
Product: G-box-binding factor 4-like
Exons: 4
Coding region: 231-1205 (324 amino acids)
Biological process (GO): positive regulation of DNA-templated transcription
Cellular component (GO): nucleus
Molecular function (GO): DNA-binding transcription factor activity
Source: RefSeq, a predicted model, not a curated record